AUGGAUCCAAACAAACCCCCAGUAAAAAAGCAAAAGCUCAACGAGCUUGGGUUUAUCGGUCAGCCAGCAACGGAAGAAUCACCCGUCCCUGAUACGACUCCUAGGAAGAGAAGAUCUGGGACUGCACAAGUGGAUUACACUGAACCUCCGACCUCACCAACAUCUGCGCCCGUUGAAAAGUCUACAGAUUCCUCCUUUGAGGUAUCAUCUGAGCCCGUUGUAUGUUCUCAAACUAUGAUGACAUGAAAUUAAUACCCCCCAAAAUCAUUUUGAAAAUACACAUAUCAGCUAACAGCUCUCAGAAACAGGCAGGCCCUAGAAAGUCAGCACCCCAGAAAAAGGGACCAGCAUCAUCUGCAAAAAAGUCAGCAAGCAAACGAAAGGCUGUGGAAGCUCCAAGUCCACAGAAUACAACUCUGGAACAAUAUUUUACCAAGAAGGUUGAUGAUGUUGUGGUGGCUGUGGAUAACAAACCGAUGGACUAUGAGGACUUCAAAGAAGUGAAACAACAAAAGGCGAUUCAGGCAGAAGAUCAAGAUGAGGAAAUUGACGAUACCAAACUUGGCAAAGUCGUUAAAGCGUAUCUUCUAUCAAGGGAAUACCUUUCCAAGCCUGCUCCCGUUGGACAGCCAGAAGCUUGGGCCCAUGUGCGACAAGCACUUUGUGAUACCUACAAAGCUUUCCAAGCUCUACAAGGUGGAACAUACCGUACCGCAGGUAAAGCCUGUGGCCUGCUUGUGAAUACCAUGGUUGGUGACAGAGAUUAUUUUGAUGAAGACGUUAUCAUCACUACAUGGUAAGAUCUUCUCGUUAUUUUGAUGGUGAUGUUUUCUAACUGUACUUAGCGGUGGCGGUAGGUCAAAGGUUGGUGACAAGAUGAUCCAGAACAGCGACCAAAAGCCUGAUGACAAUUUUGCCAAAUGUUGGAUGGCGUCCAUGGAGAGCAAUACAGCUGUUAUUGUCAUAGCUGGUAAGCUAUCUUUGAAUUCUUCUCCAUUCAAUUUUAUUAACAACCUUUUAGGCCAGUGUAACAAGAUCAGUCCAUGUAAACUACCAUACGCAUUCAAUGUCCUGGGCUGGUAUCAAAUUACCAAUGUUUGGACUGAGCUGAGAAACAAAUUCAAGACCUGGUGCGUGAGACUUGAAAGAGUCAACCUUGAACAACAACCAUGGUAUAUGCCAGAGGGAAAUGAUUACAAGCCAAAGCCAUAUACUACAAUCUCUUCCUCUCAGACUUGCACAGAUGUGUUAGGCGAGAAAGGGUGUGGCCAAACCUACGAGGCUAUCUUCAGCAUUGGAUGGCUCUGUUUGAACCCAUCCUGCAAACGUUUUUUCAAGCAUCCCAACUAUAAUGGCGACGGAACAUUGACCUACGCUUCUGACUUUUUGGAAAAGCGCACGCCUUUCACUGGGGAAGAUCCUGGUCCUGUCGUGCCUCCAUUGCCGGAAUCAGAGGACCUUAUUCAAUCCAGCAGCUGGGGAACUGAGAAAGCUUAUUUGAAAGGCAUUGUAUGCCCAAGGUGUCGUUGCUGCAGUAGACGCUUGGAGUGGGCAGAAUGGGCUUGCGAAAAUCCACGAUGCGACUUCACCUAUCGACUCAACCAACCAGUGAUCCCAGCAGCACUGGCAAUUUCAGACACAACCAUUGGAGAUCCCGCAAACCUCAGAUACCACGUUGAUGAUCAAGUCAUCAAAUCCAAACCGAUGACCUUAGGUCCGAAUUACAUUUACUACGCUUAUGAGCUGCCAUUUCCAAUUGACGGUGGUGGUUACGGUCGUGUGUAUCACAUCAAGUCUAAUGGUAACAUCAAUAAGGCUGCAGACGGCCCAAAUCAAAUGUUUGAGGAGAUGCAAAGUGAAGACUUUGGGCUAAAGAGAAAUCCUGUGAGGAACGCUGGAAAGGAUAUUGAGGUUGUUACCAGACAUUACAGCGCGAACUACGUAAGUUAUCUAAAAUUGCACAAGUAAAACUGGUAUACUAACCAAAACAUAGGGUGCUCCAUACAAGUUUGGAGUCCUUCAGGGUACUUCAAAACCCUUUUCAGAGGCUCCUCCCACUACUCUCAAGGCUCUCAAAAGAGUUCAGUGGAUGUGUGAAGAGCUGUUCAAGAAGGAGGGCAACGUUGAAGACCAUAAAUCCUCUCCAAGUCAACUCAAAGAAUUCAAUGAAGUCCUCAAUGUUGGAUACUUUGAGACCUGUCGCAUGGGCUACCAUGAUGACGGGGAGUCGACCCUGGGGCCCACUGUCGCCAGUUUAUCUUUUGGAGCUUCAGCGACGAUGUCCUUUCGACCCAAGAAUAAAUCCAAAAUCCCUGGUUGCAAAAGCAGUGGCAAAAGCCAUAAGGGCGAUAUUCUUAGGAUCAUUCUACAACAUGGCGACAUUAUGGUGAUGGACGGUUCAGAUGUUCAAGUCCAUUACGAGCACAAAGUGGAGUCCCAUGGACGCUUGAGAUAUGCGAUGACAUGCCGUCAUAUCAAGAUUGAUACCAUUGAGUAUGAUCCCAAAGUUCUCAAAGGACUUCCAAAGAAAGAAGCUAGGGCUAAGGCAAAUGAGCUGAGGGAGACUGCUGCAAAGGCAGCUCUGAUGCCUGAAGGACAUGAACGCUUUGACUACGAUGGCAAUGAAGUAGUUCCAGAACCUGAGGAGGCGCAAGACUCAAAGGCUUAUAUUAAGCACUGUCUUGACAAGAUUAAGGCAAGAGUCACUGCUGGCGAUAUCAGCAAAGAAACCGCAAUUGCUCUCGUCAAUGAGUUUAUGGAGAGUUUAUGAAUAAUUCAGGUUGGGGCAGAUUAACGAUUUGGGUUUUUCGUAGGUCCAUUGUUUUCCUCAGCAAGCAUCAUCAACCACACAACGAUUAUAUGGAGAAGUGGGGGCGGUUUCUUUUUCAGAGGCUGAUCGCACUCUCCUGUUGCGGAUCUAGCAUACUUUUGAUCUAGGGAUCUCAGCGUUGAAUUUGCUUUUCAAUUCACUUGCGAAUUGGCUUCCUCUGGGAUUUCACAAUUCUUUUCAACAAUCUUUCUAUGAUUUGGGGACGUGGAAGAUAGAUCUUCUCAGAUGUUUUCCUUCCUUUUCCUUUGUUUUUCCUUGUUUUGAUCUCAAGACGAUUCAGAGUUCACAGAUUUGGGAGGUCAUUCAUAUUGCUUGGCUUGCGCAAUUGGGUUUAUGGUUGUUAAUUUCGGUGCCAGUGAAGGACAUGCAGAGCACAUAAAAGGAGUGAUUGAAAUGGAUCGAAUGGCGGAGGAUGAGUUUUCACAUAGCUAGGUAGCUCAGCAAGCAAGCAGAUAUUUUCACACAAUUACU
Molecule: messenger RNA, 3301 nt
Organism: Hymenoscyphus albidus
Lineage: Eukaryota; Fungi; Ascomycota; Leotiomycetes; Helotiales; Helotiaceae
Source: the annotation of a GenBank genome assembly